Messenger RNA from Ipomoea nil (Japanese morning glory), 1161 nucleotides. RefSeq lists its product as uncharacterized. Lineage: Eukaryota; Viridiplantae; Streptophyta; Magnoliopsida; Solanales; Convolvulaceae. The record is from RefSeq and is a predicted model, not a curated record. The transcript has a single exon. The coding region runs from base 1 to 1161 and encodes 386 amino acids.
AUGGCUCUCCCACCCGGCUUCCAAACUAAAAAACAGGGGCAAGUUUGUAGGCUCCUUCGUUCACUCUAUGGUUUGAAACAGGCCAGCCGCCAGUGGAAUUCGCGUUUGAGCAAUGCAUUAAUGAGCAAAGGUUUUGAGCAGUCGAAGUCGGAUCCAUCUCUGUUCAUCAAAGGUCAAGGUAUGCAAUUUAUUGUCAUAUUGGUAUAUGUUGAUGAUAUCUUGGUAACAAGUCCUACUCUCAGUUUGAUUCAAGAGCUUAAGUGUUUCCUUGAUGCUACAUUCAAAAUUAAAGAUCUAGGCAGCUUGGGGUAUUUUUUAGGCAUUGAAGCUCACAUCAGUAAUGAACGAUUGAACUUGUGUCAAAGGAAGUAUGCCUUAGAUAUAUUGAAUGAGGCAGGGUUUCUAUCCUGUAAACCAGUAAGCACCCCUAUGGUACCUGGCCACCAGUUUCAGAAAGAGGGAGGUACUUUGCUUGAAGAUGCCAACAGUUAUAGACGGCUAGUUGGACGCCUCCUAUGUCUCACGGCCACGAGGCCAGAUAUUACCUACGCAGUACAACAACUCAGUCAGUUUGUGGAUACACCAACAAAUGAGCAUCUAGUUGCAGCACACUACGUCCUAAGGUACAUAAAGAAGGCUCUCGGUCAGGGGAUAUUCUAUCCCAGAAAUGGUGCAAUGCAAUUGAACGUGUUCUCCGAUUAUGAUUGGGCAACAUGCCCGGAAACACGUAAAUCAGUCACUAGCUUCUGCAUAUUUCUCGACUCUGCUCUAGUGUCAUGGAGAACGAAGAAACAAGCUACUAUUUCUCGUUCAUCAUCCGAAGCUGAAUAUCGGGCCCUUGCAGCUACUGUUUGCGAAGUCCAGUGGAUCACAUCAUUGCUUUAUGACUUGCAGGUUGAGUUGAUUAGGCAUGCUGCCAUCUUUUGUGACAAUAAAUCGGCUAUCGCCAUCGGGGAGAACCACGUCUUCCACGAACGAACUAAACACAUUGAAAUAGACUGCCAUAUCGUUUGUGAGAAAGUAAGCCAAGGAUUAGUCAAGCUUCUCUCCAUCUCAUCAUCUGGGCAGAUUGCAGACGGGUUCACCAAAGCUCUCCCCAUCUCCCUCUUCCAGAACUUUGUGUCUAAGCUAGGCACUCAGGACCUUCAUGCACCAGCUUAA